Molecule: messenger RNA, 1281 nt
Organism: Anopheles gambiae (African malaria mosquito)
Lineage: Eukaryota; Metazoa; Arthropoda; Insecta; Diptera; Culicidae
Product: phosducin-like protein
Exons: 1
Coding region: 338-1219 (293 amino acids)
Biological process (GO): regulation of G protein-coupled receptor signaling pathway
Source: RefSeq, a predicted model, not a curated record
AACCUUGUGCGUCAAUUUGUGGCAUGUUGUUUGUUUGUUUAAUUGCUGCCACUCAAGCAUCGCUUCUGGCUUCGGUAAAAAGUGUACAUUAUAUUUCGUUGUUUAUGUUGAAUGAAAGUACCUGCGCUGUAAACCAAUAAUACACUGCAUCAGAUAUUUAUCCAUCGCAAUACGCAACAAGUGAAUAAGCGCAAGUAUUAUUGCAUCAACGCGUACGAAAGCUGAUGUUUUAGGCACGUCUCCGAAUCAGCGAGUGUUAAUUGCUAAUUGCCCGUAGUAAUUAGAUUAAACUCACGGCUACUCAUUGCCAAGACACACCCACAAUUCGAUUCAAAACAUGGCAACGCUAGACGACAAGCUGUUGGGUGAAAAGAUACACAACUAUUGCAGCAGCAGCGAAGAUGAGGCCGGAGACGAUGAAUGUGAUUCGAGCGAGGCUUCCGGUACGGGGAAGGGCUCCGGUAAGCAGGGCACAUCAUCGAAAUCCGGAUUUCGUCGGGAAGCCGAUAUUGAGCCCAGCUCGUUGUCGCAGAACAAGACUCACUGGACAGGUACGGCGGGCAAUACUGGUCCGAAGGGUGUGAUACAAGAUUGGCAGAGGUUCAAACAAUUAGAGGCCGAACGGCGAGAGCAGGAUGAAAUGGAAAAGGUGCGCUUGCUUAAGAAACUCAGCAUUACCGCACGCACCAAGGAAGAGGACAAGGCGGCCGAAGCGAUGAACGAGCUGGACGCUGAGUUCCAGGAGCUAAUGGAUGAGGAUUUUCUGCUUGAGUAUCAGCGGAAGCGGAUGGCCGAGAUGCUUGCGAUGAUGGACAAAAAGGGUUGCUUCGGGGAACUGAUCCACCUGAAGGAUGGUGGCGAAUUCUUACAGGCCGUCGAUAAGGAAGAUAAAAACGCGACCGUUGUCAUACAUAUCUACCGUGAAAAGUAUGAUCCAUGCAUCAAGAUGAAUGAAGCCCUGAGCAAACUAGCGAAGGAGUACACGAACGUAAAGUUCUGUAAAUUCAUUAGCAGCGAUGCUGGGUUGAGCAAUUUGUUCAAAACAUCCGGCGUUCCUGCACUGCUGAUUUACAAAGGAGGACAGAUGAUCGGUAACUUUGUAAAGCUGGUCGACGAUCUGAGCGAUGAGUUUGAUUUUGCCGACGUUGAGAGCUUUCUGGUGGAGAAUGGAAUCAUCAAUGACAAAUCCUGCAAACCGACCAUCUUUGAGCAAAAGUAGAACAAGGAUCUCAUUUUUACUUACAAGAACAAAUUAUAUUUUAUGAAAAAAAUGAAAAGAAA